Molecule: messenger RNA, 1899 nt
Organism: Fomitopsis serialis
Lineage: Eukaryota; Fungi; Basidiomycota; Agaricomycetes; Polyporales; Fomitopsidaceae
Exons: 5
Coding region: 350-1768 (472 amino acids)
Source: RefSeq, a predicted model, not a curated record
AAACGCGACAAUGCUUCUCAACAUGCAACAACCCCCACGUACCCCUUGGACCUCGAUCGCUAGUACGGCGGGCUCUACGGUCCGUAACAACAUUGAAUUCACGUAAGUCGACGCAAGUCAGUCUACUUCUCCUGGCAAGCAUUAUCAUGCGCUCACGGACGACGAAAUACAUUCGCAGAAACACAAUACCACAGAAGCGUGGCUGGACACGUUACACGGGAUCCCGGACAGCGCUGUGGUAGUUCACAAGCUCCCAGCGGAGCUCCUCCAGGCGAUUUUCAAACUCUCCUUGUCGAGACGCUACAGUGCAGAAUUUGUAGGCCAAGAUCCCUUACCAUGGGAGUUCCCCAUGGCUGGACACGUCCAGGCUACGCUUACCUCAGUAUGCAAACGCUGGCGCGCAGUCGCCUUGAACACGCCCACCCUGACGGCACUCAUGUUCCUCGAGCGCGCUCGCUAUCUACCCUUCAACUUCGUCGUUGAUAACCGAGCAAAGGCAGGGGGCUUGGAAAGCUUCUUCCGCAAGAUGGGUCCUCAGCUCACGUCACGACUUCGUUCCAUCUACUGCCGACCUCUCUGCGACCCCGUCCACGAGACUUUCGAUUUUCCGGCUCCGCUCCUUGAGUCCCUGUCAUUGCAAGAAGAGAGAGCACUAGUGCUCCGCAAGAUCGAGACGCCUCUCUUUCAGGGACACGCGCCACGUUUACGGUACCUGUCGCUCACGGGCAUGAUCUGGGUGCCCCAAAACCGACUCUCUUCCUUGACUCACCUCCACCUCCGCGUAUGCGGCUUUGUGUUGAAUCCUGAAAGUGAUUUAAUGGUGUUCCUGCAGUCGAGUCCAGAGCUGACGGACCUCGUGCUGUCGAUGAUGACGUUCGUCGGGCCGAUCGCGGACGCGCCGUAUGUCAACCUGCGAAAACUGCGUCGCCUCACCAUCGACACGACGCUACGCAAAGACAUCCGCACCUUCAUGGCGUCCGUAUCGCUCGCCGAGGGCACGUCCGUCCUCUUCCAGCACUGCGAGCUCCUGGAGGACGAGCUGACGUCGUGUCCGGGUCUGCAGCUGUACGUCGCCGGGCGGGCCUGGACGAGGAUGUCCAUCAAGUUCGAGCCGACGGAGAGCCUCUGCUCCGUCAUCGCGGCCGAUGCUAUUGGCGGUCUGUCAGGCGACUUCGCGCGCGAACGGCGCUGGGUCCGGCCGCCCAUCGUACCAUUCCUGGGAGUGCGCGAGUGCUGGAUCAUGGAGGACUACGACCCCGACGCUAUGUGCACCUUCUCCGCUGCGGGGUUGCGCGACAUGCUGGGCGGCCUGAGCGAGUUGGAAACGCUGGUCGUAUGCGCAUGGAACUCUGCGGUUGUCUUGGACACGCUGUCCUUCCCGACCCAGCGCGACGCCGACGCAAGAGUAGACCUGAUCUGUCCCAGGCUCAGCACGCUCACCAUCCUUGCUAGGAAUACGCGGGAUCUCGACCAGGCGAUGGGCACACCCGUUCUCCGGGAGCCAGUACCAGAGCGACGCCGUUGCGAGCGUGUCGUCGUCGGUUACCUGCCAGGCUUCCACGGAUCGCGUGCGCGCCACUCCCCCCUGGACGAGUUCUUCAACAGCGCGGUCGAGUAUGCCGAAUUGACGGUGUACCCGGCGAUGGAGCUCCCCGAGGUAUGUACCACCGAGGCACAUACUUUCUGGCCGAAAUGGAAACCACAUACCGAUGGCCUCGGUCGGAUGGUGCGUAUCAGGUCCCUCGGAAAGCGUGUGUUGUAUCUUUAGACUACGUCUGAGUGUGGUGUACAUAGGUGCACCGAGGUUUGCAUGGAGAACUUGGCCAUGGACACGUACUACGAUGACUGUAACAUCACAGCACCGGACUGAAACUCGGACGUGGUGCAUGUAUCUCGGUG